GCACAUGACUAGGAAACGGGGAAGUGUUUUGCACAGUUAGAAGAGAACGGGGCUGUGUAUUUCUACAGGGUUCUUCGUGAGGCGGAAUUUUCUCAACAACAUUUCACGCUUCUACUGACCUUUGAAGAUCCAAGAUAUCACUUAGGCGCGUCUGUUUUUAUUUACGCCGCAGAAAUGGCCUUGAUUCGAUUACAUCUGCGGACGUUAUUGCAUUUUAGCCUUAUCUGCGUCACUUUGUUCUUAAAUAGCCUGCCUGUUGUGGUAACAAUGUACAGGAGACCCAACAUUGUUUUGAUAUUAACAGAUGAUUUAGACGCUGAUAUGGGUGGCAUGGUUCCACUUAACAAGACAAGAAAGUUAAUAGGUGAUUCUGGAAUCACUUUUACCAACGCGUUUGUUGCUAGCCCACUGUGCUGUCCAAGUCGUGCCAGCAUCCUGACGGGAAAGUACCCCCACAACCACCACGUGAUCAACAACACCUUGGAGGGCAACUGCAGCAGUCAGGCCUGGCAGAAGAGCCAGGAGCCGGGCACCUUCCCCGCCCUACUGCAGAAGAGCUACUACCAGACCUUCUUCGCCGGCAAAUAUCUCAACGAGUACGGGCACCCAGAAGCAGGAGGAGUGGAACAUGUGCCUCCAGGUUGGGACUACUGGUUUGCCCUGGAGAGGAACUCUAAGUACUACAACUACACCCUGUCUGUGAAUGGAAAAGCCCAGAAACAUGGACAGAACUACAGCCUGGACUACCUGACCGACGUGCUGGCCAACACGUCAUUAGACUUCCUGCAGUACAAGUCGAACUACCGGCCCUUCUUCAUGAUGGUGUCCACCCCAGCCCCCCACUCGCCUUGGACAGCGGCCCCACAAUACGAGAGCACCUUCCCCAACGUCAAAGCGCCACGGGACCCCAACUUCAACGUCCACGGCAAGGACAAGCACUGGCUCAUCAGGCAAGCCAAAACCCCCAUGUCCAACUCUUCAAUGGAGUUCCUGGAUAAUGCUUUCCGGAAAAGGUGGCGCACUCUGUUGUCCGUAGAUGACUUGGUGGAGAAACUAGUAAAGCAGCUGGAGGCGCGGGGAGAGUUGGAUAAUACCUACAUCUUCUUCACCUCCGACAACGGCUACCACACAGGCCAGUUCUCUCUGCCCAUGGACAAGCGGCAGCUGUAUGAGUUUGACAUCAGAGUGCCCCUGCUGGUACGGGGACCAAACAUCAAGCCCAACCAGACAACUUCGAUGUUGGUGGCCAAUGUUGACUUGGGCCCCACCAUCCUAGACAUGGCUGGGAUUGACUACAACAAGACCCAAAUGGAUGGCAUGUCCUUCCUGUCUGUCUUGAGUGGUCAGGCGAACAGCAGCAGCUGGCGGACGGAUGUGCUGGUGGAGUACGAGGGGGAGGGCAGUAACGUGACUGACCCUGCCUGCCCCCUGCUCGGCCCCGGAGUCUCGGAGUGUUUCCCAGACUGUGUGUGUGAAGACUCCUAUAAUAACACCUAUGCCUGCGUCCGCACAGUGUCCCCUACAGCCAACCUCCAGUACUGCGAAUUUGAUGACAAUGAGGUGUUUGUGGAGGUGUAUAAUCUGACAGCGGACCCGUUCCAGCUGAGCAACAUCGCUAAGAGCAUCCAGCAGGAGGUCCUGGAGAAGAUGAACCACCGGCUGAUGAUGCUGCAGUCAUGUGCUGCCCAGUCAUGCAGAACACCGGGAGUCUAUGACUCACGGUACAAGUUUGACCCGAGGCUGAUGUUCAGCAACCACAGUCCCCGCUUCAGAAAACUCCGCCAGACGUUCAAGUAAGACCGACUGAAGGGGACACAAAGGGAAAACGAGGGAUGAAGAGGGACGAAGAGAAGGAGGAGGAGAGGAAGAUGAAAGCGGAUGCACCGUCUCAUGUCUCUCUGUUGUUGCCUUGCACCUCG
This is a messenger RNA of Sardina pilchardus (European sardine), 1919 nucleotides long. It is a transcript of the gene gnsa, whose product is annotated as glucosamine (N-acetyl)-6-sulfatase a. Gene Ontology annotation, molecular function: glycosaminoglycan binding; N-acetylglucosamine-6-sulfatase activity. NCBI's taxonomy places the organism in Eukaryota, Metazoa, Chordata, Actinopteri, Clupeiformes, Clupeidae. The coding region runs from base 175 to 1797 and encodes 540 amino acids. The record is from RefSeq and is a predicted model, not a curated record. The transcript has 14 exons. Gene Ontology annotation, biological process: glycosaminoglycan metabolic process.